Messenger RNA from Sclerotinia borealis F-4128, 3924 nucleotides. NCBI's taxonomy places the organism in Eukaryota, Fungi, Ascomycota, Leotiomycetes, Helotiales, Sclerotiniaceae. The record is from the annotation of a GenBank genome assembly.
AUGGAUCAAUCACCACCGAAACGUAUUACACGUGCAAAGUCAACAAAGGAUGCUGUAGUUAAAACUACGAGAAUCGCACCUGCCGCAUCGAAGACAACCAAAGUUACCCGCGGUACAACAAGUACGAAGAGAAAGACCAGAGCAGAUGAUGAUGAGGAGGAACAAAACGAAGGGUUAGCAGAGGAGACCAAGCCAGAGCUCAAAACUACUCGCGGACGACCGAGGAAAAUCAACACACAAGUGGAAACGGCCGAGGUAGAGGAAACCAUGGUCCCAGCAAAAGCAACUCGAGGUAGACCAAAGAAAACUGCGAUUGAAACACCAGCCCUUCCACCCGCCAGAUCUUUGAAAGGACGAGCGAAGAAGGAUGAGGCCGAGCCUCAGGCGGAACCAAAACUAACCGUGGUUGAGGAACCUAUGAAGAAGAUAAGCCGUACGCGCGAUCCUUCUGCCACAGUUUCACGUGCAAUGGGACCAAAGAAGAGGGUCAAGUUUGAGGAAUCUGAUAAGGAGAAUAUUAUACCACCUACCCGAGCAAAGCCCAAGGCUGCAGAAUCAGCCACGGGACUACGAGCGAAACCGGUUCGAAAGCAUACAUUAUCUGCAACAGCGUCGACACGUGCGACUCGUGCUAGAGCCAAGCCUGGUCAAGACGAGAAGGUAGAGAAACCAUUGCCAUUGAGUCCGAAGAAAGCGACACAAGUUAAUGCGAAAAAGGGUCAAUCGUCUGAAGAUAAAUUAUCAACAGUGAAAACUCCAAUGAAAUCGUUGAUGAAAAGUCCUGUUAAGCCGCCUGGAAGUAUCUUUGAUACUGCGAAAAAGAUAGAUUUCUCGACAUCCCUUGCAGCACAAAAUCCUGCUGAAGGCAUCAAACUGGAUUUUCAUGCAUCGAAUAUGAUGAGUCCAGCUCGUCGACCCCCACAAACCGCAGAGAAGAAAUUGGACAUUGCUACGUCUUUUGCUGAUAAGCCUUCAAUGGAACCUACCCAGAUUUUCAAUGCGUCAAUAAUGACAAGUCCUGCUCGACGUCCACAAACCGCCGAGAAAAAGUUGGAAAUCGCUACUGCUUUUGCUGAUAAGCCUUCAAUGGAACCUACCCAGAUUUUCAAUACGUCAAUAAUGACAAGCCCUGCUCGACGCCCUCCACAAUCUUCGCCUUUUAAAGAGACAUUAAAGUCAUCUGCACAAAGAUUUGAGUUUGGACACAGCAUGCUAUCGCCUUUCAAGCCCAACUUAUUUGCACCGGAACCUUCAACGACCGCAUCUCCUUUCAAAUCUUCUCUUCUUAAAUCACCAGCUCGCAGACCUCAAUCACCCACCAAAGUCAACGAAGCUGGAUCACCAACGAGAACCACUCACGCCACUUCGAUAUUCGAUGCGACUCCAAAAGUCAGCACUUUUAAGAUUUCAAGAUUUGAAACCCCGAGAACUCUCAUGAAGAGUGCAAUACGUCCUGGUCCAAUGUUUCCCCCAAUUCCCUCAAGCACUGUGAAGGACAAUGUUUUAAAUGGCAGUCCAAUAUCGAAGGAAGCAAGAUCUUUACCAACUCCCGUCCUAGAGUUUUCUGGUCGACUUUCAUCGAUUUUGCCGCGUUCUGCUGAUUCGGCCUUUCCGCCAGCUAUCGGAGUUUCCCCUCCCAUCGAUGAGCCUGUAGAAUCUAUCGUCGAUAAUAUCCAAGAACAAUCCGACGACUCAAUUGCCAUUGAGAACACAGAUCAUAUGGUCGAUACUAUUGAAGUUCAGAGUACCACACCACCAUGCUCACCCCCUAGAAAUAGUUCUGGUGGUUUUUUCGAACUCCGCGAAGAGAUAAAUUCAACGGAUGACAACUUAGAGUCAGAAGAUGAGCUUGCUUCUGUAGCUGAAGAAUACUCGCCAACCCCACUUACCAAUUUUCAGAUCUCUACCAAUGAUUUCGCCUCUACUUCAGCGACACCCGCCAAAUUUGCCUACAUCAACAGGACUCCUCAGACAGCAGCGACUCAAGCAUCUGUUCGACCCUUACGCAGAUUAAACCAGGAGAAGAUUGGUUUCACUCCUUUGGCAAAGCAACUAAGCGACUGGAUGGCCUCGAGUACUGAGCAGUCCGGCGGAAGCGAUGAUGAAAACGAUGAGCUUGUCUCACCUACGCAGAAAUCAGUGGAGAAAGAAGCAGACGCUAAUAUGGGUACUGUUGCAGCUUCCUUGGCCGUCGAAUCUCCAGCCAAGAGUAGUUACUUUGAGGAUGAGAUGAAAAUCCGAGAAGAGCUCAAUGUGGCAGAAAAUGAAUCUACUUCUCUCGAUGAGGUUGAGGCGGAGAUCAGUGAACCAGAGUUUGAAGAUAUCGAAUUCCUUGAGGAAGAUCUCGACCUUGCAGAAGAAGCAGAUGAGCUAUCGAUGUUGGACCCUGAAGCUUUCGAAGAAGGGAACGAAGAAGAAAUUGAAGAAAACGAAGAAAGAAUUGAAGAGAAUGAAGAGGAAAAUGAAGAGAGCAAUGAAGAAAUUGAAACGAACGAAGAAGGAAUUGAAGAGAACGAUGAAGUAGAAGGAGAAGACGAAGAAGAUGAAAUCACUAUCAUGGGUGUUUUUGAAGAGUCUGUGCUUGCGCCUGAGCCAGAACCUAGCCCCUCAGAGGCCAGCCAGGAAUAUGGGGACGAGAAUGAUGUGCCAAUAGACCCCGCACUUUUGACCCCUGCACCUCAGCCAUCAACUGCGCCAGUCUUCACGACCCCUAAACGUGUUUUGUCCGAGAGAACAUUUCAUACAGUCGCCAAGGUGCCGCUCAAGGGUGCUCAUGAAACUCCCAUGCGAUCAACUCCAGCGAAGAGAAGCGCGAGUAGUUCAAAGCUUCCCGGUGCACGCCCAACUAGCUCAUUAUCUCGCAGCAAUACUGUGAUUUCAUACUCACCAUCCAAGAGCACACCAAAAUCUCAACAAAAGCAGAAAUCCACCGAGGUAGUCGUCAGUCAAGGCUUUGCUACUCCUACUAAAUCAGAGACUUUUAUGUGGUCCACAGUCGCGACACCAGCUCGUACACCCCGUCCAGAUCUCAACACGGCACUUUUGAAGGGAGCUGUAGUCUUUGUCGAUGUGCAUACCACAGAAGGUGCUGAUGCUAGUGGCUUGUUCACAGAGUUGCUUACACAGAUGGGUGCGAAAUGUGUUAAGAGUUGGUCCUGGAAUCCAAAUAGUGAUGAUGGAAGCAAAAUUGGAAUUACCCAUAUUGUUUUCAAAGAUGGCGGAAUGAGAACACUCGAAAAAUCUAAGCAAACUGGAGGUGUGGUUUCUUGUGUCGGUGUUGGAUGGGUUUUAGAUUGUGAACGCGAAAACCAAUGGCUUGAUGAAGCCUCUUAUGCCGUUGACACAACCAUGGUACCUCGAGGAGGUGCUCGUCGUCGCAAGAGUAUGGAACCCCGUGCACUUGCUAACCUCAACGGUACCCUUGUUCCAUCAACCGUUCCUGCAAAAUCUGCAUCUCCAACUUUGACUUACCCUGAUACAACACCACGUACACUCAAAUCUAAGAGAAGGGAAUCGUUUCAAUGGCAGAGAUCUCCAAUUUCGAAUGAAGAGGCUGAUGAAGAUGAACUGGGUGAUGAUGAUUGGAUGUUAAGUCCUGUUCCUGCUACACCUGCUCCGGAAACUAUCAGUGCAUAUGCGGAAGAGGGUUUAUGGGGUGCAGAGACUCCUGGAGCUCAAACACCUUAUUUCUUCAAGAAGGACAAGUUGGUACAAAUGACGGCUCCGGGAGGGAAUAAAAAAUUUGUGAACUUUGAAGAAGGCGAGAGUAGUGGAAGUGGAACUUCAGGUGAUGGAAUGGAUUUCUUGAAAAAGGAAAGAAAUCAGAGUGUUAUGAUGAGGUUGAUGGCUGCCAGGAGAAAGAGUUUACAAUGGGCCCCGAAGGUGGGAAGUCCACUCGCUAGGAGAUUUGAUGGAGGUUUGUGA